Messenger RNA from Chenopodium quinoa (quinoa), 957 nucleotides. RefSeq names its product protein TAPETUM DETERMINANT 1-like. Lineage: Eukaryota; Viridiplantae; Streptophyta; Magnoliopsida; Caryophyllales; Amaranthaceae. Gene Ontology annotation, biological process: cell fate determination. The record is from RefSeq and is a predicted model, not a curated record. The transcript is spliced from 3 exons. Bases 289 to 735 code for a protein of 148 amino acids.
AAACAAAAGGUAAUUCAAAGCCCCAGUAGGAAAAUGGCGCAAUUAUCGCCGACUGUUGGUAUGAGUUUAGUGUCCUUCUUUUGACCUUCUCUCUCUCUACUUGCAAGUCAAACUUCUACUAUAUAUAUUCUACUUACUUUGAACUCAUUAUACUAAGUACUCUAAUUCUCGUUUUCAAAAAAAAAAAAAAAAAAAAAAAAAAGUACUCUAAUUCUCUCUUAGCUUCUUUGAGAUUAUUACUAGAUAGUUGCACUUUGUUGCAGAAGAUAGAAGAAAGGAGAAAAUAACAUGGCAGCAUCACUAAGGAUCUUCUCUGUUGUUCUUAUCGUCUUUCUUAUGUGUCAACAGGGUUACAGUUACAAAUGUGGUUUAAAGAACAUAAAAGUGACAACAAAAAGAACAGGAACAACAAUAGAAGGUCAGCCACAAUAUGCAGUAACCGUAACUAACAACUGUCCAUGUGCUCAAUCUCGAGUAUACUUGAGAUGCCUUGGUUUCAGCUCUGUUCAACCUAUUAAUCCCGGUGUUUUUAAGGUGAAGGGUGACAGUUGCCUGAUCAAUAACGGCCGUCCGAUUGCUCGAGGCAAAUCAGUCAGCUUCAAAAGUAUCAAACAUGCUGCGAAAUUCAGGGGUUUGUUUAAAAUGGUUCAUUACCUAUGCCGCUCAAAAGUUACAAUUUUGAACAUGGGCAUGUUGCUUUGUUAUCGGACAAGUGCAAGGACACUAUGUUUAUGAAACAUUCCGACGUUUGUACGUGUUCUCUACAUUACAAAUUAAAUGUAUCUAUACACAUUUCAAGUUGGAAUGUAUACUAAAUUUCGCAAUAUUUCUAAUCUCAAGGCCAUUUGAGUAUUACUCUGUUGUAUUAAAGAUGGCUCCUCUUCCUCGCUUUAUUGCAGUUUAUCCUUCAUUAAUGUAUGGUUCAAGAAUUAUAAUCGAGGUAUCUUAAUCUUAUCA